This is a messenger RNA of Ictalurus furcatus (blue catfish), 6196 nucleotides long. It is a transcript of the gene ikzf5, whose product is annotated as IKAROS family zinc finger 5. Bases 741 to 1916 code for a protein of 391 amino acids. Gene Ontology annotation, molecular function: RNA polymerase II cis-regulatory region sequence-specific DNA binding; DNA-binding transcription factor activity. NCBI's taxonomy places the organism in Eukaryota, Metazoa, Chordata, Actinopteri, Siluriformes, Ictaluridae. The transcript is spliced from 4 exons. The record is from RefSeq and is a predicted model, not a curated record. Gene Ontology annotation, biological process: regulation of transcription by RNA polymerase II.
UCCAACCUUCACACACCAUGUCUUCAUGGAGCUGGCACUUUUUGUGCACUUUGUGUCAUGCUGGAACAGUGUUUGGGUUUCUUAGUUCCAGUGAAGGGAAAUUGUAAUGCUACAGCGUAAAGGACGUUCUAUAUAGUUUCUAACUUUGUGGUAACAGUGUUGGGGAAGAAACACAUAUGGGUGUGAUGGUCAGGGGUGCACAUACUUUUGACCACAUAGUGUAGCAGGGCAAAAUGUCAUCUAUGGUUGUCUGUAGAGAUUGCAUUAAACUAGUGGAAUCAGGUGCGUUGGAAUGAAAGCCUGCAUGAUUGAAGACAUGGCCACUGCUUUAACGUAACAUAGGAACCAACUGUUAGAAGGAACAGAAUACCCGGAAGACAUUUAGCGAUGCACUCGCCUUCGGCACUUCCUGGGAAGAGUCCCCUUUUGUUUUGGGUCAGCUCGGGUUCAUGUUUUAGCUUAGCUAGCAGGGCUGUGCGAUUUCUCAGACACCCAACGAGACGGUUAUUGUUUUCUAACGAACACCAGAAGCGGAUUUACACAGCUGCGAGUGUUAUAAAAGAACGUUUUAUUAGCUAGUUGUUUAGCUAGCUAGGAUUAGCAUCACCAGGGAUGGGGAGGUAUUUAGAUAUUUACUCGGAUAUCUGAUUGAAUUAAUCCCUCGCGGAUUGAGUGUUUAUUUUCUGUUCUGUUUCACCGAGACUCGGCUGUCUGAACGGGAACCGGUCCUGAUCUUCCCAAUGGGCGAGGAGAAGCCGGAGACGCUGGAUUUCGUGAAGGACUUUCAGGAGUAUCUCAGCCAACAAACCCAACAUGUGAAUAUGAUCUCAGGCUCCGUCAGCGGUGUGAAAGACACUGAGGACGUCCCGACAGAUCUGGGACAUAAUGGCCUGGACCAUCCACCAGUGGACAUUUCUCUGGAGGAUGGGUCCAACAUGCUGGUGGACGGUUUCGAGAGGACGUACGACGGGAAGCUGAAGUGUCGUUACUGUAACUACGCCACCAGAGGAACGGCGCGGCUCAUAGAGCACAUCCGCAUCCACACAGGUGAAAAGCCUCACCGUUGUCAUCUUUGUCCUUUUGCCUCGGCCUAUGAGCGCCACCUGGAGGCCCACAUGCGCUCUCACACUGGCGAGAAACCGUAUAAAUGCGAGCUGUGUGCGUUCCGUUGCAGCGACCGUAGCAACCUCUCGCACCACCGCCGCCGACGCCACAAAAUCCUUCCCAUCAAGGGCACCCGCUCAGCCCCUCCUUCCCACCGCCGUACAAUCUCAGCGCUCUCCAAACGGGGCGGGGCUUUUGCGUACGGUCGCCGCAUCCUUGUCGACCUAGGCCUGCACAGGAAAAACGACACAGAUGACAGCGGUGGCGCUAACGACGAGAGUCGUGACCUGCACAGUCCUUACGUCAGCUUGGCCACGAAAGACGUAGAGAAAACGAACGAUUUGGAACACAACCCGCUCAAUCAGCUCUCCGCUUUGGCAGGGCAACUUUCCAGCCUCCCUUCGGAGACGCCGGCUUCCCCCGGCGCGGACUCCCUACCCGAAGAAAAACCCUCUUUUCUCAUACAACCUUCGGCCGCCAUUUCCAGCAACGUCUCCUGUCCCAUCGUGACGCUCACAUCGACGCCGGACAUUCGGGAUGCGGCCCACGGGGGGCAGUGCAGCGACCGGACGAGCACGCCAAGUAACAGCGGCACUAACAGUCAGCCAGGAACGCCGAACCCGAGCCACGAGCCGCAGCUGCUCCAGCACUGCCCCCACUGCCACAUCUACUUCCCCGAUAACGUCCUCUACACCAUUCACAUGGGUUGCCAUGGCUACGAAAACCCUUUCCAGUGUAACAUUUGCGGCCACAGGUGCAGGAACAGGUACGACUUUGCCUGCCACUUCGCCCGAGGACAGCACAAACAGUAAAUCUCUGGAACUCUGACGAGUCCGGGCGUUUUUCCGUUCAGCGUUACUGUAGGAUUUCGUAGUCAUGUACAGAUAUGGGAAAUGAGACACAUUCAGUGAAGGACAGACCGAUGACUCUCAUUCCAUUUAUGCUCAAAAAAUAACAAAAAACAAAACAUGGCAGCUGGUCAUGCCACUUCCGGGAUGAAGCAGCACGGUCCAAUCAGACGAUCGGAAACAGGAAGUGUGUGCUCAGAAUGUUUUCACGGGCCCGGUGUGGAUGGCAUGUCAGUUUUUCCACCAUGACUUCGUACGUAUUGACUGAAAUCGCUCACGUGAUCACGUACGUUACUGCAGAACGUCUCUUACUGAUGUACCCACCACUGGGUUUCACUUUAAAAUCCAUGUUUGGGUUUGAACUGCAGUCACGAAGUAUGCAGGAUUGUGUUUUGUAAAAAAACAAAAAAAACAAAACAAACCCUAAACACUUCACUAGAGGGCAGGACACGCACGGAGGAUCAGGAUGGGACCGGCUGGGGUACCACUUCCUGUUUUCUCCUCCACUCAUGAUGCUAGUAUGUAGGAUACCAAGAAGGAGCGCAGAUCAGAAUAGAAAAAAAACACAUGCUAAGUAAUUUAUAUCUCGUUUUUUUCUCCUAUUUUAUCCUGUUUGUAAGAAGUUCAAGAUGUGAAAUUUUUAUGUACUUUGUGUAGAUUUUUGUGGAUUUUUUUUAUCAGGCAGCUACUGAACACCCACGCCUCCCUGAUCUAGCUCACGACGUGAACUAUGAUUAUAAGUAUUGAAUAAGGCACGUGUUGAUAAUCAGUUAUCAUGUCAUACAGGGUGCAUGAUAUUGUUACGGAGCUUCUGAGGGUUGCAGAUGAUGGUAGUGAAGGACGGUAUGGUGAUGACAUCGUAUGCUGUGAUUGAAAAGUUGAGGUAUUUAUCGUGGUAUGAAAGUAAAUCGGCACACGGCUAGUAUUGUACGGACGAAUGAAGUUGUGUUCAGCUGUAAAACCCAAAAGUUUUUAUUUUUGUUAAAGCGACGGUUCAACAAAAUGUCCGCAAAUGUCCACGGUGUCUGCUUUUACCAAAGAUGUAGUUGAUCGUUUGCUGGGAAGUGGUGGCUCAGUGGUUACAGCACUUGGUUAUCGAUUAGAAUGUUGGGAGAUCAAACCCCAGCACCACUACGCUUCCAUUGUUGGUUCUCGAACAAGACCGUUCACUCUCAACUGCCCAGUUGUAUCCCUUCUCAAAUAUAAGGCACUUUGAUGUCUGAAGUUUAAAGUCGUUCUUUUUUGCACCGGCUCCAGCUAGCCAACAUAUAACAGAACCUUAUAGAUACCAGUUUAUCACGGUGCGCUAAAUGUACGUGUCUGAAUUAUCAAACCGUGGCGUCGCCUUCAUCUUCUUGCUGAUUGCUGAUGUGGUUUCUUCCAUUAGCUUGAGGGAUUUUCUGAAAGUCCUCCACCAGCCUCCUGUACUCUGUAUUCUGCAUGGUUUCCACUGUGGGUGCACCCUGCGUUGGAGUAGGCACCAGAGAAUUCUGCAAACUGGUGGUGCUCUGGAAGGCCGGAGAAGUGAGAUGAUGGUUCCCCAUGGUGAUUGCCAGCACUCCUGACAGACGCUACCACUUCUGUAGCCUCACAAAUGGCUGCCUAGAUGGUUCACAAUGCAUCUCCCCUGUCAGGAAAGCAGGAUACUGUUGAAAGUACUGGAGAAACCAAAGAGCACGAUCCUGACAGGCUUCUUAAUACACCAAAAAAAUCUACAACCAGUUCUUUUGUCUUGUAUUUGGUUUGCUGGAGGUGCUUUUCCUUACACCACAAGAGUACGUUGUACUCUGACUUGUCUCCAUCACUGGAGGAACCCCGGUGUUGCUCAGCACUGCCUCUGACACACACUUCUUGUGCCUCACAAAAUGUGGCCUGUUGGUGUGAUGGUUUGCAAUCCUGGAGACUGUAGGGACAUCAAGUUUGUUCCUCAGUCUGAGAGGCAGAAUGGUGUUGAAGACAAUAGAGGACUCUUAGACAAGGUCUCCUUAACAUACCAAAAAUCCAGGACCAGUUCUUUUAUCUUGCUGUUGAUGAGCUGCAGGUGCUUUUUCCUGCACCACAAGACCUCCACCAACCUUCUGUAAAUUGCUGCUUAUCACUGCACAAUUCUGUUGCCUCAAAAAUGGUGGUCUGAUGGUUUGCACUACAAGAUACUGUAGGGGCAUCAAAUUUGUUCCCCAGUUGGAGAGGCAGGAGGUGAUAUCAGAGAACAUGAUCCUAAUAAAUGGUUAACUUUUAUUAUAUAACGCACUUAUAUAGCACCUUUUAACCUUAGCGGCUCUACAAAGCACUUUACGCUGUUUCUCAUUCACACACACACUCGAACGCAAGGCGCUAGCCUGCCAUCGGGCGCAACUUCAGCGUCUUGCCCAAGGACAAUUUGGCAUGUGGGCCAGGGAUCAAUCCGCCAACCCUGUGAUUAGUGGACAACCCGCUCUACCACCUGAGCCACAGCCACCCAUAAUAGUGGCUCAUUAAGGCAUGUAGGUCAUUCUCCAUCUGUAACUGUAGAAGGUCAGUCAGUACAAGGUCCUCCACAAAGUCCUCACAAUCCACUACCACUUCCUUUGUCUUGCUUUUCCCUGCACCACAAGAUCUCCACCAGCCUCCUGUUCCCUGCACCCUGACUUGUCUUCAUUGGGGAUACACGCUACCAUGGAGGAUCCAUCAGAGAUCUUCUGCAAGUACAAAAUGGUAUUGUUCUGGAAGUCAGGAUGAUUGCCUGUCCUGCCUGCUGCCACCCUUAACACGUAGUUCUGGUGCUUCACAUACGGUGGCCAGUUGGUCAGAUAGUCUAUGAUCCAGGUCACUGAAGGGGUAUCGAGUUUGUUCCCCAGUCAGAGGUGGCAGAAAUCACAGAACAUAGUCCUGACAGUGGGUCUGUAGAGCGUGUAGAUCAGAUCAUUCUCCACACCCAUGUGGGCCAAACUGUACGAGGUCCUGAUGACCCAGGAACAAAGGUUCUGAGGACAAGCACCUCAAAGAUCUUCAUUCUUAAUUAAUUAAGUUAUUAAUCUUUUUGCAGUUAGUGGACAACUGCGAACACAGAGUCGUUGCGGACAACGUAGUCUGCGUGUUAGCUACAUUAUCCUGGACGCAAAUUUGUCAUCAAACAUGUCUUGGCUGAUCAUCUACAUCUUGAAAGGACACUGUGGACAUUUAAAUUUUUAAAUUUUUUAAACUAUUUUAUAUUUGCGACAGUCUGCUUAGGGGUUUAACCUUAGCUUGCAUUUAAUCUGUACUAGAUUUAGGUAAAUGGUGCCUGAAAUAAUUUCAUAUACCAUUUUGAUUUGACACAAUUUUUUUAGGUGGAGUGUGGCCUUCCUGCUGAUUCUGUAGAUUUAGAAGCAAUUAUGACAAGUCUUAAAAACCCAGAGGUUAAGUGAACAAUUAAUAGGUGUUUAUUAUUAUUAUUAACAAACAGCAUACUUUGGAGACACUCACCAUUCAUUCAUCAUUACUGUCCUGGUGGUUCUGCGAAACAUUUCAUCACAGGUCAUCGUCUCCACCCACAGAAGAAUCAAAUUGGGGUGCAAGCUGAAAUCCAGUUUGGUUUCUAAUGCGCCCUUGUCCACUUCCGAUCAGUUUAGUCCUCUUGGAUACAGUUGCAAUAAUAAAACACUGAGUGUUGGAGGUUUUGGCUAAACGACCCAGUGGUGUCCAGUUUUGUAACAUAACUGAAUGCUAACUAUGUAUUGAUGGUUUCCAUAGAACCAGCCUCUUCCCUCUGGCCAAUUUUACAUGUGGAACUAAGGUGUCAUUAGCUGCAAGUCAGAUGUGCGUAUUCAUCUUCAGUCUGUAUCGUUACCUCAGAAACUAAGCUCCGCCCCCUGAGAUGAAGUGUUGGUCAACUGGCCAAUCAGGAUAGAGAGUUCAGAAUGCCGGGACUCAACCCCAAGGUUUUACUUUCCACCCAGAGCUAACAGUGCAACCUAACCGCCAUCACUUACUACUUUAAGCGCUGUUCAUUGCUAACACGUACACAGUCACCUCAAACAAUGUACCUUCUCUCUCUCUCUCUCUCUCGCACUCUCUCUCUCUCUCUCUCUCUCUCUCUCGCAGUCUCUCUCUCUCUCUGAUGUGCCAUGCUGUAAAUGUUACCCGUAAUGUUUGUGGUGCUCUACAUAACACAUCACACUUCAUUUUAUUUCAUAUGAAACCUCUAAUCUGAACGAGGAUGUAUUGAAACUGCUCUUCUGGUGACAUUGGUGUUAAAUGUUAAUAAAUUAAAAUGGUGUCCCCGU